AUGGCGGGGGUCAGCGAUGUUGGAUUCUCAGGGUCGCGAUAUACAUGGUGUAAUAACAGAGGGGGGCAAGCUUGCAUUUGGAAUCGGCUAGAUAGAUUACUUUGUAAUCCUAAGGUGGCUCUAUUGGGGAUGAGUAUGUCGGUUCAGCAUCUAGGCAGAGAGCCUUCGGAUCAUGCCCCUCUCCUUGUUUCGGCUUCGACUAGACUGGAUAAUAAGCCUAAACCUUUCUGUUUUUUAAACGUCUGGACAUCGAAAGAGGAUUUAUUGGAUGCAGAGGAGGCAGUAUUGGUGGCAGAGACAGAUUUUGAUACUGACCCCUCACAACGGCAUUGGUUAGCCUUGCAGGAAGCCCAUGCGGUAAUGCGAAACUCACUAAUCAAAGAGGAGGCAUAUUGGAAGCAAAAAGCCAGGAUCAAAUGGCUCCAGGAUGGGGACAAAAAUACAAAGUUCUUUCAUGCUGUGGUUGCGGAAAGAAGAUCCAAGUCAAUCAUACACCGAAUCAGGAGCGUUAGAGGGGAGUGGUUGACAGACGAAGAGUAG
Coffea eugenioides is the source of this 540-nucleotide messenger RNA. RefSeq lists its product as uncharacterized. Bases 1 to 540 code for a protein of 179 amino acids. The transcript has 2 exons. The record is from RefSeq and is a predicted model, not a curated record. Lineage: Eukaryota; Viridiplantae; Streptophyta; Magnoliopsida; Gentianales; Rubiaceae.